This is a messenger RNA of Diplodia corticola, 1032 nucleotides long. Its product is annotated as thiosulfate sulfurtransferase. Lineage: Eukaryota; Fungi; Ascomycota; Dothideomycetes; Botryosphaeriales; Botryosphaeriaceae. Gene Ontology annotation, molecular function: thiosulfate-cyanide sulfurtransferase activity. Bases 1 to 1032 code for a protein of 343 amino acids. The transcript has 2 exons. Gene Ontology annotation, biological process: transsulfuration. Gene Ontology annotation, cellular component: mitochondrion. The record is from RefSeq and is a predicted model, not a curated record.
AUGGCUAGGACCGCAAUGCUCCGACCGCUCCUGCGCGCCUCUUUCCAACCCGCCGUCUCUCCGCGCCCUGCAGCCGCCUUCUUCCAGCGUCGCGCAAUGAGCUCCUCGUUCACGCUGACCAACUACCUGGUCACCCCAGCCGAGCUCAACGACGCGCUCCAGAAGAACAUUGACUCGCGUCUGUCGACCGCCCCGCGCGUCGUCCCUCUGUGCGGCACCUGGUUCCUGCCCAACGAUCCCGAGAAGCGCACCGGAUGGCAGACUUUCAAAGCCUGCCGCAUCCCCAAAGCUCGCUUCUUCGACCUAGAUGCCGUCAAGGACCAGGAUAGCCCCUACCCGCACAUGCUGCCCAGCAACGAGGAUUUUGCAAAGGCCAUGGGUGAGCUGGGCAUCCACAAAGACGAUACCGUAGUCGUGUACGACAGCAAGGAGCAGGGCAUAUUCAGCGCUCCCCGCGUAGCCUGGACUCUGAAGGCAUUCGGUCACCAGAACGUCCAUGUGCUGAACAAUUUCAAGCUGUGGGUCGACGAGGGCUACCCCACUGAAUGGGGCACGCCCGCCCAGCUGGAGCCUGUCAACUAUCCGGUACCUGAGCUCGACCGCUCCAAAGUCGUCGACUUCGAGCAGGUCAAAGAAAUUGCGAAGAAGCAGGGCGAGUCGGGCAAGGCAGAUAUUCAAAUCCUCGAUGCUAGGAGCAAGGGUCGCUGGGAGGGCAAGGACCCGGAACCCAGGCCGGGUCUCUCAUCCGGGCAUAUCCCUUCUUCCAUAUCCGUUCCUGUGCCUGAGCUGCUUGAUCCAAAGACCAAGACUUACCUUCCUGCCGCUGAGCUAAAGAAAGUCCUCGAAGCCAAGGGCAUUGACCCCUCCAAGCCCGUUAUCAGCAGUUGCGGCACUGGCGUUACCGCUGCUGUUAUUGACGCCGCACUGGCGGAGGCCGGCUUCUCGGAGACGAGUCGGCAGGUGUACGAUGGUAGCUGGACAGAAUGGGCUCAGAGGGUCAAGCCUGACGAGGGAUUGAUUGUUAAGGUCUGA